AAAUAUUUUAGAGCAUCUGAGUACCUUAUUAUACAUGAAGUACCUAUAUAUGCGGAUAUAAGUGGAAUACGUUCAACAAUAAUAUUAUAUUUUUCUCCUUCUAUAUUAUUAUACUUUGAAUGUUUAUACUUACAAAUGUGUAUAUGUGCAAUAAUAACAAUAUUAAAUUUUACUCUUGAAUACGACGGCGAGCACAUGUAAUCUAUUCGUUUUUAAAUCGUUUAUUUUUUUUUUUUUAUUAUUAUUUUUUUAUUUUAUUCUCUUUUUUGUGCUCUCUUGUUUUUUUCUUUUGCUUCAAAUUUAAUAACCAUUAUACAUGUGUGUAAUUUAAAAAAAAAAUAAAUUAGAAAAUAAAAAAUUGUAAUAACUAUUUUAUAAUAAUAGUAAUAAAAGAGAGAGAGAAUAAAAAAAAGAGAGAAAAACUUAAUAUAUAAAAUUGGUGAUUUAGUGAAAUUAUAUACUGUUAUACUGGUGUACGGUACGAUAGAAAUAUGUGUAAUAAAUAAUUGAAUGGUAUAUACAGAAAUAAAUAUAUAUUAUUAAAAAAAUAUAACAAUAAUAAAAAUAUCUAAAUAGCACAAAUAAUAUGAGUUUCAAAUAUAAUUUUAAAAUAUACAAGAUAAUUGAAUAGUGAAUUAAAUUUUAUGUGUAUAAUAUAAAAUAUAUGUAUGAAAAUCGAAUAAUAUUGUAAAUAAUAUAAAAUUCAUUAACAAGACUAACGAUAUUUGAAGUUAAAAUAAAAUUUAGAGUCUGAAAACCAAAAAAAAAAAAUAAAUAUAAUAAAAUAGAGUGAAAUAAAUUCGAAACAAAAUUAUUAAACAGCCGAUUAAAUUUAAAGUGAAUAAAAUAAAUAUUUAAAUAACAAAUAAAUAAAUCAACUUGUAUAACAAUAUAAAUUUUUAAAAAACCCUACAUAAUAUCUACAUUUUUUCGUAUAUAUAUAAAUGGGUAUACAUAAUAUGCAAUAAGCUUUAAAAAAUAAUAUUAAUUUUAAAAAAAUAAAACCAUAAAAUAUUGAAUGAAUUGAUUACAAAUCUAGGCGAAGCAACAAACAAAAAAAAAGGAUACAAUACAAAAUUAAGGAAAUGGAUUGGAAAAUAAAUGAAUUGAUUUUUUGUUUUUUUCUUUUAUUUGGUUAUAUAUUAGAACCAAUUAGUAGCGCUAGACAAAAUCCUUUAAAAGAUCCAAAAAUAUGUGGAAGACCAAUAUGUGAUUUAGAUACAGAUAAAUUUCAUUGGAAUAAUAAAAUACGUUAUAAAUAUGAUUAUAUGGUACAUAUACGUACUGAAUUUAGUGGUAGCGGUGAUAAUACAUCAGAUUUAUAUUUAAAAAGUAAAAUAAAUUUAAUAUUUCCAACAAAAUGUGAAGGUAUUUUAACAAUAACAAAUGUUGAAUUACGUGAAAUAUCAACAAUAUCAUUAAAUAAUAAUAAUGAUAAUAAUAAUAAUGAUGAUGAUGAAACACCAGUAUAUGAUUAUAAUAAUUAUGAUUAUGGUGAACAAAUAAUACCAGAUACAACAAUAGAUUCAAAUUUAAAUAAAAAUUUAGAUACAACAUUACAUAAUAAAAGUUUUGAUUUAGCAAAUUCAUUAGAAAAAUAUGAUUUAAAAUUUUCAUUUCAUGAUGGUUUAAUUAGUGAAGUAUGCCCAGAUCAAUAUGAACCAAUAUGGGUAUUAAAUUUUAAAAAAGGUAUUAUAAGUCAAUUACAAAAUACAAUGUUACGUUUUGAUGUUGAUUUAAAUACAACUGAAACUGAUAUAUCUGGUAUAUGUAAUGUUGCAUAUAGUUUAGAAGGUGCUGAUGGUACAAAUGUAUUAAUUAAAAAAAUUAAAAAUAUUGAUUCAUGUCGUAAUCGUAUUAAAAUGCAAUCAAUAUUACAAACAACACCAUAUCAUUUUCGUGAUGAUAAAGUUAUAUGGCCUAUAUUAAAUUCAAAUAGUUAUUGUAAUAUUACUGUUGAUCAUAAUAUAUAUCAGCAAGUCAACUGUCAUGAAAAACAUCAACUAAUACCAUUUUCACAUAAUACAAGCGGUGCCGUUACUGAAACUUAUACGAGAUUAAUUUUGGAGAAAGAAGAAACAAUUAAAGCGGACAGUUAUGAUCCAUACAAGGAUGAUGAAAACGUAAUAAAAAGACGCUCCAUGUUACUCUUUGAUCAUACCCCAUCAUUAAAACCAACACAUGGUGAAAUUAGAGCAUCUCGUGAUUUGCUGAAGAAAAUUUGUGAUCUUGGUUUUCCAAAUAUUCAGCGUGAAUUCAUUGAAACUUUUACGAAAUUUUUGGAAACAACACGCCUUCUGUCAUAUAAAGCAUUGCAUCAACUACUUUUAAGAUCAGUUAGUGUUUGCGAAAGUGGUAAUGGAAGAAACCAUGUUCUAGAAAGUCUUCCAUAUAUUGGAAGUACUGCAUCUUACCAAUUAAUGAGAGAUGAAAUUAUUGGUGAAACUGUACCAAAAGAAACAGCACAAAGUUGGAUGACUUCAAUGUCAUUUUUAUUGAGACCCGAUGAAGAAACUUUAGAAACAUUUUAUACUUUACUUGAGUAUGGUAAAAAGAAAAUUAAUCCUGAAUAUACAUUAGGUGCUUCAGCUGUUGUACAUACAUUUUGUCGUCAUAAUAGUGAUUGUAAUAAAAAUGAAAAAGUAUUGAAAAUUGUACGGAAAUUGGAAGAAGAGUUUUCAGAAUUAUUACAAUCAGAUUUAAAUGAGAGACGGGUACAUGAGCGAAUAACAAUUUUAUUGAAAGCAAUCGGUAAUAUUGGUGUUAUGACAGAAGAUUUUGAAAAUAAAUUGAAAAGUUUAAUUCUUAUGGAGGAUAAUUUAACAACUGAAACACGUCUGGAAAUUGUAUUAGCAUUUAGAAAAUUCGAUUGUAAUAAGAAUAAAGAUUUCUUCUUAGAUAUCUAUAGAAAUUUUAUGCUUAAUUCAGAAAUAAGAAUUUUAAGUUAUCUACAAGUGAUGAGAUGUCCCGAUUAUUUAUCAAUAAAUGAAAUUAAAAGAGUACUUGAAACAGAAGAAAUUAAUCAAGUUGGUUCAUUUGUUUGGUCGCAUCUAAAAAAUAUUGCAAAAUCAGCAUCACCUGUUCGAGUUGAAGCACAAGGUUUAUUAGCUGACGACGACUUGGGAAACAAAUUCAGAAUGGAUAUCAGAAAAUUUUCAAGAAAUUACGAAUAUAGUUUGUUUUUUGAUGAAUAUAAUUUUGGUGCCGAAGCUGAAUCGAAUAUAAUUUUUGGUACCGAUUCUUAUCUUCCGAGGAUAGUAAAUUUGAAUUUCACAGCUGAUCUCUUUGGUGAAUCGGUAAAUUUCUUUGAAAUCACCGGGCGAGCACAAGGUUUUGAACAAUUCAUUGUAUCUAUAUUUGGACCAAAAGGGCCACUGAAUUCUGAAGUUGUUCGUAAUAAAUUCAAAUUUUUGAAUCGAUUUAUGGGUGAUGAUAGCUCUGAAAAUUCUAAUGAGGAUUUCUUGGAUUUUGAAAAGUUACGUUUGAAGCGAACACCCAUGCAAAAUGAAGAAGAUGAAAAUUAUAAUUUUGAAAAUGACGAUAACGAUAAAGAUCCUGAGAAAGUGAAAACUCAUGAUCGUGAAAUACAUAAAGAAGUUGAUCAAUUGGGUUAUAAAUUAAAGUACGAUCAUGGACAUCCGAGAGCAACAUUGGGUCUUAGGGUAUUUGGUAAUGACUUACGUUACAUAUCAGUUGAUGGAAUGAAUGAAGUUAUGGGAUUAGCACAAAAAUUGAAUCCAUUUUUAAUAGCUGCUAAAAUAUUAUCUGGUCGUGAAAUAACAUAUUCUCAAUCGGGUAUAUUUUUGGAUGCAUCAUAUAAUGUACCAUUAGCUGUAGGCUUGCCAUUAGGCAUUAAAGCAUUUGGUGCUUCAUCGGUUGAUUUGAGAAUGUCUGGGAAUUUGAAACGAUAUGAAAAUGAAGGUGAUUGGAAUUUUGAUAUUCAAGGUAAAAUUAAACCAAGUGUUUCUGUUGAUGUAUUAACAACAAUGGAAUCAGAUUUUUACUAUGCUGUAUCUGGUAUUAGAGUCAAAUCAAAUUUAUAUUCAAGUUCGCAUUUAGAAACAAAUGUUAAGGUUCGUGGAUCCAAACUUGUAUCUGUAUCAUUUAGUCUGCCCCAAGAUAAAAAUGAGAUAUUUAGCGCAAAAUCAGAUUUAAUUGUAUUUAAAUAUGGUGAAGAAUUACAACAAUCUGGAAUUGAAAGGCGUUCAUCUAAUACAACAUGCACGUGGCCAAUAUUGGAUAGUGCUUUAGGUUUAAAAGUAUGUUCGCAUUAUAGUCUACCAGAUUUGAGUAAUGCUACUGAUGUAACAUAUCCUGGGUUAUUAUUAAGUGGACCAACAAAUAUUCGUAUGUACUUGGAAAAGACUGAUUUAAGUAUUAAGAAAUUUGUAUUAGAGUAUCGGUGGGAUCAAGUUCAAGAAACCACUACUGGUUCGUUAUUAUUCUAUACACCAAAAUCAGUAGUUACAAGAAUACUAACCGCUAAUAUUACAAAAACACCAAAUGCUUUGAAUGGAUCUCUAUCAUUUGUAUUAGGUGAUAAUUCAUAUUCGGCUGUGGGUCAUUAUAAAAAUGAUCCUGUUGACCAACGAUUUGAAUUUUUUGUUGAAAGUAAUGGACAAAAAAAUUUGGCACUUUAUGCGAAUAUGAAUCGAACAGAAAUACGAAAUGGCUACUUAUAUUUGCCAGAAUUUAAGUUAUAUGUCAAUGAAGCUAUUAUUGCUGGUUUGUCAGGUACAUUGAAAAUUAGUGGGAAAAAUGGUAUAAAACAGAGCGAAAUUGAUGUGUUAUUUGAAACAAGAAAAUUACAAGCACGUUUAUAUGGAUAUGUGACAGAGAGUGAAAUUAAAACAUCUACCAAACUUAGAUUAGAUUACAGGUUUGAGGAAAAUGAGAAAGAAAAAAUCGAAUUUGAAUCAGUGUUGGAAAAUCGCAGUAAAAAAUCUAGAACUGAUUAUAAGGGCAACGUUAAACUGGUAACAUCGGCAUACCCCAAAUUGAAUUUUGCUGGUAGUCUAUUUUGGUUAUCUGUCUUAGCACAUACUGAAUGCAGGCUAACUUAUAAUAACGCACCAGAUUUAAUAGAUAAAUCUUACAAUACUGAUUUAAGAUUAGUGUUCAUAAAAACUGAGCCAGAUGUUUAUGCUGAACGACUUGGGAAAACUAUGACACUGGCCAAAUUUGAAAUUUCGAGAUUAAAGGCUAAUAUCGAUUUUGGUUGUGGAAUUAAGUAUGAAGAAAUCGAAAAAAAUGGAACUGCUCAUGCAAUCAGUACUGGAUUGCGUUAUGCUCCAGGUAAAGAAGUGACUGGAAACUUCUUAAUUCAUUUCCCGAGGAGAAAUUUGUUUGCGAUAAAUACGUUUGUAAAUAUUACUGUACCUGAUUUCGAUUCAGCAACUAUGCAAUUAGGAAUAAAUGAAGUUAGAGUAAAAGACUAUAAGUUUGAUUUCGCUGGAACUUGGUUUACAAAUCAUUCAAUCUCUAUUGAUGGAAAUUUCAAAGACAAUAGUACACGGAGUCAUGUAAUUAAAUUCCUAAAAGUUGUUGUACGCAGCCCAUCUUUUGAAGAAAUAACAGCUGAUGUUGUUUAUAGAAGAAGUGCACUUGAAAUGUUUGUAAAUGUACGUGGAACUUAUAAUAAAGAUCCUUAUGGUAUAAUGAUAAAAUAUACCGGAUUAAAUAGUGGUCAAAGAAAUACAUAUUUGGAAUUCAAAAGACGCGAGGAAAUAUAUUGGUUAUCAGCUAAAUUACUGAAAGAUGUUAAUAAAUUGUUACAGAUUGAUAUACAUUGGGACAAGGCCCGUGAUAUAAAUGUUAAUGUUCGAGCAGUUUCAUUACCUUUACGAAAAGAACUUUCUGUAGAAUUAAAAUGGGACGCAAAUAGAGACCCAAGUCAAAGACUUGCCAUCCAAGCACAAUAUAAUAAUCCACGUUAUAGAAAAUAUGAUGCAAAUUUUAUGUUAACAUAUCCUGAGAAGACGCUUAGUUGUGGUUUUGAUGUUUAUACUGGCGGUCCGAACUAUUAUGGUCAAGGGCGUGUUAGCUGGAAUGCUGACGAAGCAAUAAUUGUAAACUAUGAUGCUGGUUUUAUACCAAAGCCCGAUGGUUCGGAAUAUAAUAGUUGGGGAAAAAUUGAAAUAAAUACACCGUUUGACGGAUGGCGUCGUAAUCAUGGUAAAUGUGGACUAUAUAUUGCUAAUAAUUUAAUAUUGGCUAAUAGUUCGAUGCUGUGGGCUGAUAACCAAGAUAUAAAUGUAAUAUAUAAAAGUAAUUAUGUAGCUGAUGACAACGAAAUGAAAGCUGAAAUAAAUUUUGCAGUUAACAGUACCAUAUCUGAUGUACCUACAAUGAGUUCCCAUUUCAGGCAUAGUCAAACAAUUAAAAGAGUUUAUACUGAUGCAGAUUUUAGGUAUAAAACAUCAAGUAGUAAUGAUUUGCAAGUUUACAGCAUAAAAUCGGACUGGGAUUUUGAUCAAAAAGAUAAUUAUAAAAAUAUAACUGGAAAAGUUAGUUUAAGAAGUCCUUUUGAAGGAUAUCAGACUGGUAAUUUAAAUUUAAAAAUGAGUAUCAAUGAUAUACGCAAAAUUCAAGCAGCUGCAUCAUUAAAAUUUGAAGAUAAAAGGUUUACUUUAGUCUUAGAUGGCUAUAUAAAAAAAUUCAAUGACAAUAUGUUACAAGUUAAUAUAACAACACCAUUACCAAAAUUUCCAACAAUAACGGGACGUUUUGGUUUUAUUGAAAGAAAUCGUCAUGCAGUUACAAUGUUAACAUCACCUGGUGGUUCAAUGGGAGCUGAAAUAAUGUUGGCAAUUGAUUCAAUUGCUGAUUUUGAUAUACAGUUCAAUUUAGCGACACCAAUAGAAUCGUUCCAAAGAGUAUUAUUAGUAGCAAAAUUAAAGCCAGAUACUAUGGACUAUCGUGGUGGUUUAAAUGAAGUUACUCUUGGUUUUACUGGAAUUUGGCGUUAUGUGAAUACUACUGACAUGGAGUAUUCAUACAGGGUAUUUACACCAUUAAAAAAAUUUGAAGAAAGUGGUUUAGUCUUUAAAUAUUUGAUGUCAAGUGAAGAAUUUUUAUUAAACGCUUACGGGAGAUUUUCAACAUACAAAUUGGGAGUACUUUUGAAUGGUAAACCUUUUCCACGACUAAUAACUGAAUUAGAUACAAAAGCAUUUGAUGUACAGUUAACGAAUGAUCCAGAAUUUCAAAUAGCCCGACCAGAUUAUAUAGACGAAGAGGAAGAGAGCGAUGACGACGAUGCUGAAGAAUUGUUUAGCUACAUUGGUAAAAUUGAAUUAGAUACAUUACUUUUCCCAACCAUCAAAGGAAUGAUAGAUAUACAAGAAAAUAGUGAUUAUUAUUUUGUUCUCGGAAAUCUUGAUAUACCACAGGGAAGAAUAAGUUUCCAAGAUAAUGUUUUUUAUCCAGAUUAUUUUCAUGUUGAAAAUGUAUUGAAAAUGAGUACGCCUUUUGAAAAAUUCAAAGACAUCAAAGCAAAGUUUGAAUAUGAAAUUCAAUAUCAAAAAUCAUACGUAUUUGGUUUGAAAGUUGCCAAUAAAAGUCCAAAUGAUACCACAAAAGUUGGAUAUUUUGUUAAUUAUACAAUUUUGAAUGAACAAGACAUUAGAACACGAGAAGUAGGUUUAACUAUAUAUACACCUUUUGAACAUUUUCAAAAAGUUGAUUUAAUGGGCUCACUUGAAAUGGAAGACUAUGCAUAUAAAGCUAACAUUACAACUAGAACAAAUGAAACAACCUUGUCAUUAGCUGGCACAUUAGAAUACGAUGAAGAUAACUAUAUGGAUAUAACACUUGGUUUAGAUCUUGAUACAAAAGAGGUACCGAAUUACGGUUGUUGGUUUCAUGUUAAAAAAGAUUUAAGUGGUAAUGAGCACUCAAUUGAAUUUGCUUUUGAUGUGCGUGAAAAUUCUAUUCCUAAAAAUUUCAAAUUUUUGACAUUGUGGAAAGUGAAUGGAACACAUUUUGUUGAUGGGCGUUGCCGUAUCCAAACAAAUAUAUUGCCUUUAAAAAUAGCCGACUCAUCAGUAUUUAUAACACGCAAUCCAAAUCCAAUAUUAAAUUUUGAUCUGAAACUUAUUGAUAGAUAUGGUAAUAAAACAGAAUACAAAGCAAGAGCCGACCGUAAGCGUAAUGUUGUAAAUAUCGAUUUAAAUACACCUAUAAAAAAUUUUGAAAAUAUAUCAAUGUAUGGUUUACUAACAAAAGCUAAAAUGCCGAAUGAUUAUACAUUUAGUGGGAAUUUAUCAAGGAAUUCAGAAAUUUCCGAUAUUGAUGGAACUGUAUCAUUUUUAUCUGAUUUUCCAGUUAAAGUUUAUUUAAAUAACAGACCAAAAGUUGGACCACCGGGUGUUAUUGAAUUUGAAUUGAAAAGUAUUAGUGAAAAUUAUGCACAAACAUUCCGUUUUAAUUCAAUUGAAAAUGGUAAAAUGUGUCAGAUAUCGGGUGGUUACACCGUUUACAGUUUACUAAAUUGGGAAGUUUCAGUUUUGGUACAAUCAACACAACCAGAAAUUUCUAGAAUUGUUUUCAAUACAAAAAUUAAACCGAAAUCUAAAUCACACUUUGAAGGACGUUUUGAUUUAGAAACACCUUGGCGUCAUUUAGGUAUUGAAACUGUUCGAGGUUUAACUAAUGCUGAACUGACAUCCGAAAGUGGCCGUGUCAAAACUGAAUAUGAAAUUGAAAAUUAUAAAGGUAAAGGAGAUUGUACAUGGACAUUUAUAAUGCUUGAAGAUAUGCAAAUUGGUUUAGAAACCGAAAUCGAACGUAUUGAUACACCAAGUGAACCAAAAAUAAUGACAGCCUAUUUAAUGUAUAUUAAUCCGAACAGAAAUUUUCAAAGAUUAUUAUCUGGUGGAAAAUUAAAUGUACAUUCAAAAUGGAUUUUAGAUGUGAAUGGUACAAUAGCAGUUUCAUCUGGUAAAGACAUAAGAUUAGGUUUAGCAGCAAAUCUACCACAAUUAAUAUCAAAUGAUACACAUCGCUUUGGUAUAAGAUAUCGUGGGAAUUUACUUGAGCAGGCCGCUAAUAAUUUUAAAGAACCAAUUGAUGUUUUUGCUGAAGGAAAAUAUGAAGCAAAUAUAAAACAAACUAAAUAUUUAAUAAAAGGAAAUUUCCGUAAUGUUGCUGAUAUUCAAGGUAUGGGACAUAUUGAAUGGGGUGCAAUAAAUCAAUUCCAAGUAAUUGAUGGCGAUUUCCAAAUUUUAUUAAAAGAUAAAUUGAGAAAAGAAUUUUAUGCAAAAGCAACAACACCAUAUUAUCAAAAUGAAGAAACAUUCUAUGUAACAGGACAUUACGAUAAUGUUGAUCUUUAUCAUUUGCUACAAUGUACAUUAAAAUCACCAGCAUCUAAGAAAUUAUUUGAAACUGAUAUGGCUGUUUUAAGUGCAGUUAAUAUGAAUGGCUUUGUUAAUUCAACUAUACCGUUCUUUAAAUUAGAUUGGUUACGUGGUGAUUUUAAUUUUACAACACAUGGUGGCAGCUCAUAUCGUUAUAUGAAAGGGACAUGGCCAACAAAUUCAGCAUUCUUUAAAUCAAAUAGUGAUUUCGUAUCACAUAAUUUGGAUCGAGAUCUUUCCGGUACAAUAACAAUUGAUGUACCAUUAACAUCAAGACAUCAUGCUGAUAUUGAUUAUAAACUAGAAGAGAGAGAAUUAAUUAAAACCGGACAUGCUAAUGUCGUAUAUAAUGAUCGAAAAGUAUUACAAGGUAAAUACAAUUGUAAUUCAGAGCAAAGAUCUGGCUUCGAAAAGGAUAUUAUCGACAUAACAUUAGAAAAUGAAUUUAAACCAUUAGGAAUACAUUAUAUUCAUUCGAAAGAAUAUAAAGAUGCAGAAUUCCCGGAUUAUGAUAUGAAACAUGCUGAAGUUUUUGAAUUAAGAAAAGAAGAUAAAUUCAAUUUAACUGGUGAAUUGCAUAUAAAAACAACUGAUUCAGGACAAGAAUAUAAAAUUGUUGCAAUUCAUCCGAAUCGUACAGUUAUAUUGAGUUCAGAAUAUGAUAAUCAGGAUACUAUAUCAAAACAAAAAUCAAAAUUACAACUUAGUCCAACAGCAUGGAUCGCAUACAAUGUUAUGGUUGAGAAUAAUACAACGCCUACAAAAGAAAGUCAAAAAUUCUAUGCUGAACUUUCAUAUCCGAAACGUACUCUAUCAGCUGAUGGAACCUAUUUUAAUACUGAUGAAGAAUUUGACUCAAAUAUAGCAUUAAAAUGGACAGCAAAUAAAAAAAAUAAUCGUGAUAAACCUGAACAAAAAGUUAUUAAAACCGGUUUUAAUUGGAGAAGUGAACCAUUAACUGGAAUCGAUCGGGAACAUCAAACAGCAAUGUUAACAAUUGGUCAUCCAUCAUUUUCAAAAGAUAUGACAUUAAAAGGUUUCUAUUAUCGUAGUCCAAUUGAAUUAUUGAAAUUUGGUUUAAAAUUAGAUUAUUCAAAUGAUCCUCGUCAUUUACUUAAUGUAAAUGGUGUUUUAAGAGAUGAAUCACAACAAAAUUCUGGAAUUUAUAAUUUUUCAUAUAAAUUAGAUGCAGAACAUAAUAUAUCAGAUUUUAUAUUAAAUGUUCAUGGUAUAGCAUCAGCAAAACCAGCUUAUUAUUAUACAUUAUCAAAAGGAUUAUAUAAACGUAGUUAUUUUCCUAUUAAACAUGGUUCAAUCUUAAGUAAACUAGAUAUUGUGAAAAAGGAGAUUGAAUAUGAAAGAAAAUCACCAUAUAAAGCAGUACGUUUUUGGAUGUUACCAUAUGCAAAUUAUCCAAUUUAUGGUUUAAAUGGUACAAUAUGGGAUACACCGGAGGUUAAUAGUACCGGUUUUCUAUAUGUUAAUUUAUUAGAUAAAUUUACAAGAAUGGAAAUUAAUAUGACUGAAGAUGCAUCACAAAAUAUACAGAUGAUUGGAUCUAUACCAGAUGCGAGAAAUGCAUAUUUUGAUCUAUGGAGAAAUUAUGAAGAAAUUCGUAUUAUUGAUGUUUCAUCAUAUAUUAAAAUGAAUCAUUCAAGAUUAGUAACAGGACAAUUUCAUUGGAGACCUAAAAUGAAAUCAGAAUUGAAAGAGAAAAUGAAACAAAUUGGUGAUUCAUUUUAUGAUUCAUUCUCUGAUGGUAUUGAUUUUUGGAUUAAAACAAUUUAUCAAGAAAGUUCUGAUGUAUUAAAUGAUGUUUGGUAUCAUACUAAAGAGCAGACAAAAGGUUUUAUGACUGAUAUUGGCGAAUUACAAGUUUUAGAAGAUGAUAUUACUGACUUUAGAAGAUUCGUUAAUAGCUCUUACGAGGCAAAUGAUUUUUAUGUGAAAACUUUAGUUAAUUUUACAUUAACUGUUCUAGAUGAAUUAGCUAUAAGAGAUCAUAUUGAAUCAUUACCAAAAAUUGUAAGUGAAUUUUGGCAAGUAAUGGGUGAAUCUGGAAAAGCUUUAAGAAAAAGCAUUUUAUGGUUAUUUGAAACGGUUAAAUCUGCUUACCAUAAAGCUUUGGAAAUUAUAACAAAAUUCUUACAUGGUGAAUCAUUUAAUCAGUUAUCGAAAUUAAUGGAAGCUGGAAUCGAAAAAUAUGAUAAAUUUAUUAAAGACUUGCAUAUUUCCUUUAUAAAAUAUGUUCAAAAUAUAUGGGUUAAAGGAACAGCUGCAGCAACAACAUAUUGGAGAAUAAUGUUAAAGAAAUUAGAACCACACAUAUUUAGAUUUAUUCACUAUUUAGAAUCUAGUUUGUGGAGUUUCAGUAAAGAAAUGUUUGACUUUAUAUACAAUCGAACAAGUGAAAUUGCUGAAUCACCUUAUUAUAGUCAAUUUUCAAGAAUAACACAAGAUAUUGAUCAUUUAUAUCAUGAUAUAGAAGAUAAUGAUGCUAUUACCAAUUUUAAAAAAUAUUCUGCUAUUGCAUGGGAAUUUAUUAAAGAAAAAUAUUUUAAAUUGGUACCAUUUGGAAAAGAAUUAAAUGAAGUUAUAACUGAAUUAAUACAUGAAUUAGAAAAAUUAAAAGAUUUGGCACACGUUAAAUUGGCAUUACAAAAACUUAAUGAAAUUAAAAUGAAAUUACAAUGGAUAUCAGAAGAAUUAGAAUUAGAAAGAAGAAUACAUCAAUUAUGGCGUUUAAUACGUAAUAAAUUGGGUAAAUAUACGAUGACAGCAUUACAAACUGAUGAUAUGUAUCGUGAAGCAAAAACAUUAUUUGUAUUUGAUCCUGAAUCUGGUAUAAUUGAUUUACAACAAAAAUUACCAAUGUCGUGGCAUGCAUUUAAUGAAACACCAAAAUUUGAAGAAAUUCCCGAAUAUAAAAUGAUUAAUGAUAUACAAAAUUUCUUUGGUGGUUCAAAUUUCUCAAUAAUUGGUACAAUUUAUUCAAUACGUUCGAAUUUAGAACCAAAAACAUGGUUACCACCAUAUUCAGCACACUCUUUACUAAUCGGAUCAAGACAUUAUAUGACUUUUGAUAAGAAAUUCAUUGGUUUACAAAGUGUUAAAUAUGAUAUUUUGGAUAGAUCAAAUAAUCAAGAUAAAUGCUCAUAUUUGUUAGCACAUGAUUUCUUCCAAAAUAAUUUUACACUAUUAUUGGAACCAUCCGUUUUAAUUUAUAAGGAACAAAAAAUAUUGACUCGAAAAUUAACUUUGCUAACCGAUAAAGAGCAUAUAGAAAUUGAUAUUAAUGCUGACUAUGUCAAAAUUGGUAAUAAUCCAUCACCAACGUUACCAGUAAAAUUAGGUGAUGCUGUUAUAUAUCGUGAUUCCGAUGUUGUUGUUAUACAUUCCGAACAAGAAUUUACAUUAAAUUGUAAUUUACAAUUUGAUUUAUGUUGGCUUGAACUUGGUAGUUGGUAUUUUGGACAAACAGCUGGUCUUUUGGGUACAAUGAAUAAUGAACCAUUUGAUGAUUUAACAAAAUCUAAUGGUAAAAUAACAACAAAUCAAAAUGAAUUUAUAAAAUCAUGGAGUUUAAAUGAUUGCCAAUAUAAUGACAAUAAAAAUUAUAAUAAUAAAAAUUUUAUUAAUAAUAAUAAUAAUUAUAAUGAUAAUGAAAUUAUACAAUUAUGUGAUGAAUUCUUUAAAAAAGAAUAUUUUGCAAAUUGUUUUGAAUUUAUUGAUCCGACACCAUUUUAUAAUAUGUGCAUUGAUAUGGGUUCAAAUUCAAUAACAACUGUUUUAAAAGAUAAUCAUCCGGCAAAGAAAGGUGCUUGUACAGCUGCAUUAGGUUAUAUUGAAGCAUGUGAUGCUAUGAAAAUACCAUUAAGAGUACCAGAUAAAUGUGUACAUUGUAAUUUAUCUAAUGGUACAUAUGUAGCUGAAGGAACAUUUAUUACAUUAGAAGCUGAUUCAUUACCAGAUAGUGCUGAUAUUGUAUUUAUUGUUGAAGCAAAACCAUGUAAUCAUAAUAUAACACAAUCAAAAAAUAUUAUGACUGUUGUUAGUGCAUUAGAUAAAGAAUUAAAUGAUGUUAAAAUGAAAAAUAAUCGUUAUUCUGUAAUUGCAUUUGGUGGUCGUUCACCAUUUGAUAAACCACGUAAUAUUGUACAUAAAAAUAAAGUUUUUACAUCAGAUAUAAAUUUAUUAAAGAAUUAUUUUGAUCAUAUUAAUACUGAUAAUGGUUCAAAUAAUGAUAUAUUUGGUGCAAUAUCAAUUGCAUCAAAAUCAAUAUUUAGACCUGGUGUAUCAAAAAUAUUUAUAUUAUUACCAUGUUCAUCAUGUUCAGCUAAAGAUAUGAAGUUUGAUUAUGCAUCUGUAUUACAAUUAUUACAAGAAGAUGGAAUACAAUUACAUAUAUUAAUGGAUCAAGAAUUUACAUUUGAAAAACAUCGUUUAAAUCGUGUAUUCUUUGGUUUAGAUCGUACAUUAGCAUAUUCGAAACGUGACAAUAAAAAAUUUACUGGUGAUGAAGAAUUACGUACACAUGUACGUUUAACAAAAGCUGGUCUUGGUACAUGUACUGCAUUGGCAAUUGAAUCAAAUGGUUCUGUAUUUACAGCUAAAAAAUUAAAACCAGAAAAAACAAAUCCAGUUAAAAAAAUCUCAUCUGUAUUUGCGAAACGUGUCGUUAAAACCGCUAUACAAAAAACAUGUCAAAUAUGUGAAUGUACUGGACAUAAUACUGGUAUUGCAUAUAUGACAUGUACAUCAUGUGAUUAUGGUAUUAGCGAUUCAAUAGCAUACGAUGAUUUAGAUUUCUUUGGUAAUGAUUUUAAUUUUGAUUGGGAUGAUGAUAUGGAUGAUAGUGAUUUAGAGGAUGUAUUUACCGAUGAUGAUACUGAGGAUAUUGAUGAUGAUGAUAAAAAAAGAAGAAAAUAAAUAGAAAGAGGGAUAAAAAAUUUAAUAGAUUUUUUUUUUUUUUUUAAUUUUAUUAUUAAUUUAGGUGAAACGACAACAAAAAAAAAACCAAUAUAUUAGACGAAUAUUUAGAAAUAUAUAUAUAUAUAUACAUAUAUAUAUAUAUAUAUAUUAUAAUAUAUAAUAUAUUAUAUACUUAUAAGGUAAACAUAAGUAUAUAAGCAAAAUAUUAUAUAAGAAGACAAAAAAAAAUUCGAUUACAAAAAUAAUUUUCAAAAAAUAUUAUGUAUGAAUGUAUAUAAGAAAAUAGGGAUUUUGUAAAUGUUUUAACAAAAAAAUUAAAAUUUAAUUAUAUUAUAUAAUAAUAAAAUAUGUAAAAAAUUAAAAAAAACAAAAAAAUUAUAGAUAUAUAAUAAUGAGGAUAAUAAUAAUUAUAAUUAAA
Molecule: messenger RNA, 14709 nt
Organism: Condylostylus longicornis
Lineage: Eukaryota; Metazoa; Arthropoda; Insecta; Diptera; Dolichopodidae
Gene: Apoltp
Exons: 24
Coding region: 1086-14288 (4400 amino acids)
Biological process (GO): lipid transport
Molecular function (GO): lipid carrier activity
Source: RefSeq, a predicted model, not a curated record